Messenger RNA from Selaginella moellendorffii, 1681 nucleotides. RefSeq lists its product as uncharacterized. The coding region runs from base 1 to 1530 and encodes 509 amino acids. The record is from RefSeq and is a predicted model, not a curated record. Gene Ontology annotation, molecular function: protein binding. The transcript is spliced from 4 exons. Lineage: Eukaryota; Viridiplantae; Streptophyta; Lycopodiopsida; Selaginellales; Selaginellaceae.
AUGGGUUCCUUCCAGCACGGAUCACGGUGUGUGCUGGAAGCUUGGGAGCGUUCUCACGACGAACAUCACUGCGAGAAAAAGAAAGUUUCGCACUCCUCCUGGAGGCUUGAACCAAAAGCUCCGUCGUGUAGGGUUUGGAUGUGGCGCUGUUGUGACGAUGUUCCGGAUGAGCUGCUCAUCCGGAUCAUGUCCCUCCUCCCCUCCUCCCGCGACUUGCAUUCUUCUUCCCUGGUAAGCAAGAGGUGGGCGCGCCUGGCACGCCUCGUCACGCAUCUUUGCCUCGACUCGAGCAGUCCUGGCGUGGAGCAGGGCCUCGCGCGCUGGUUUGGUCAUCACAACAGCCUCCGCCAGCUAUCGAUCCAGAGCUUCUUCCAGCACCAGCCGGACUGCAGCUCCACUCGCUGGCUGCACCAGGUCGGGAAAAGUCUCCACUCGUUGAGCAUCUCGAGCACCAGCUCGCAGCACAAGUUCGAUGGCUUCUGGUCCAACGUCUCGGCCUGCCAGGAGCUCCGCUGCCUCCACGUCCAUGGCAAGCAACUCGCCCAGCUUGGCGAUGCAACUUUGCCUUCACCGCUGCUGCCCAAUCUCCUCUUCCUCACCCUCCGCGCAAGGGUGGACGUGACUUCCCUUCAGCAGCUGCUCGACCUCUGCCCCUCGCUCCUGGUGGUGCGCAUCAACGGGCUAUUGGUGAGAUCCUCGGGGACCUACGUGCUCAAGAGCCGCACUCUUGUCAGCUGCCAGUCCGAAGGCUACUUUGAUGGCGGCCUCGACAACGUCACCAUUGGUCUCGACGCGCCGAAGCUCCGGUGGAUGUUCCUUGUCGCCCCGCGCAUCGUGCUGCUGCCUGCUACGUGCAACAUAGACUGGAUCCGGAUGACUGGAAUCAUGGGUGGAAUCCAGGGGCUGCGCUACUCGAGGCUCACAAAGCUUGCGUUCACCAACCCGUUCUACAGCUCCGCCCAAGUUAUGGACAAGGUGGCGAGGUACUUCGCUUGCAGGAAGUCGAGCCUAUGCGGGAUCAAGACGUUCUACUAUUCCGUUUUUGACGAUGGCAUGCCACUGUUUUCUGUCGAUCUUGCUGCAUUGCUGGAGCCUUUCCAGGGCCUUGAGAUGUUCAUCGUCAGUUUCAAGAGCAUCAAGUUGCUCAACGUUGCAAACUGCACCAACCCCUUGACAGUCUAUGUGGAGUACUUCUGCGUCACGCACGUCUGGGAAAGUGAAGGUCCCGAACUGGAGGUCAUCCGCGAGCUGCUGAGGAGAAGCAGCGGCACCACUCUGGAGUUGAGGGGCUUCUACAUUAGAGAGGAUGUGAACCCCGAGAUCCCUCCGUUGCUUCAGGAGCUUCCAAAGGAAUUCCCAGGACGCGUCAAGCUGCCACCCCUGCAGCUUGUGCCCCGGCCCACCUGCGGCAUUCUGUGGCGGUCCUGGCAAACAAGUGUUGCCAUGGAAGAUCCCUACACUGGAUUCAGCAACCACUGGUGCAACUUAGUGUACGGGUGGCAGUCCGAAAGGCCAUGCGCGUGGGAGUAGCAGUCGCUCUUCAAGACGAUGGCAACAAUUUUGAGCUGCAAGGUGAGAGUGCUGUCUCGGACGUGGAAAAAUGUCCCAUUGGUGUAACUUUGACGUCCUGAUUUAUUGCUCGUCAUCUUCUCGAGGCAAACUGAAAGCACAAUUCAUGGCA